AUGACUGAAAGCAAUCGAGUGGAUGCAGAUCGACGUUCAGAAGAUUAUUUAAUGGUACAUCCGAUGGAAUUGUGUCUUGCUAUUAGCGCAUACUAUAUAUUUGUAAAACAUCUGGGUCCUAAAUUAAUGGAAAAUCGCAAAGCGUUCGAACUGAAAAGUAUUAUUUUAGCCUACAAUGCCGCGCAAGUGAUUUUCAAUAGCACUCUAUUUAUACUGGUCUGCUACUACAUUAAACUUUAUAAACCUUAUCAACGCCUGAGUUGCAUGAUGCCAGUGAUGGAUCGCACAAAAGAAGGCAUGCUGGAGCUGAACUUUUCCUACGCCUACUACCUGUUGAAAUAUGUUGAUUUUGCCGACACCAUCUUCUUUGUGCUGCGCAAAAGUUACAAUCAAGUGAGCUUCUUGCACGUCUACCACCAUAUCAUGAUCAACGUAUCUUGCUUCGUUUACUUACGUUACUUGCCCGGUGGACACGGUGCGGUGUUAGGCUUCCUUAAUUUAAAUGUGCACAGUAUGAUGUAUUUCUAUUAUUUCAUAUCUGCGAUACGACCGAAAUUAAAGCAAUCAAUAUGGUGGAAGAAGUACAUUACUCAGGCACAAUUACUUCAAUUUCUAAUUCUGUUGUUACAUUUUACUCGGGCUCUUUUUGAUGCGGAGUGCGAAUAUCCAAAAGUGGCUAUACUUUUCGCGAUACUUCAAGCGGUGGUGAUGUUGGCGCUGUUUUCGGAUUUCUACUAUAAAACAUAUGUGCGCUCAAAUAAAGGGGCAGCAGCAGUAAAAAUAAACGAUAAAAAUCUAACAGCAUGCAAUGGAAGAAAAAUUGAGAACAAAUCUAUGUGAAACAGAAACA
Molecule: messenger RNA, 850 nt
Organism: Rhagoletis pomonella (apple maggot)
Lineage: Eukaryota; Metazoa; Arthropoda; Insecta; Diptera; Tephritidae
Product: elongation of very long chain fatty acids protein-like
Exons: 3
Coding region: 1-840 (279 amino acids)
Biological process (GO): fatty acid elongation, polyunsaturated fatty acid; fatty acid elongation, monounsaturated fatty acid; sphingolipid biosynthetic process
Cellular component (GO): endoplasmic reticulum membrane
Molecular function (GO): fatty acid elongase activity
Source: RefSeq, a predicted model, not a curated record